Molecule: messenger RNA, 2505 nt
Organism: Dryobates pubescens (Downy woodpecker)
Lineage: Eukaryota; Metazoa; Chordata; Aves; Piciformes; Picidae
Exons: 12
Coding region: 22-1989 (655 amino acids)
Biological process (GO): exocytosis; exocyst localization
Cellular component (GO): exocyst
Molecular function (GO): SNARE binding
Source: RefSeq, a predicted model, not a curated record
AGCUGGACAUCUUCUUGGAUCAUGAGGAAGACAAAGUAUUCCUGGCAACCCUUAACUGGAAGAAGCAGUGAAUGGGAGAAAACAUCUGGGGAAGAUACAAGGAUGCUGCCCAAGGUCACACAUGAGGAGAGAAAGAUGCAGGAAUCAAAGAGGAAAGGGAAGCUGAAAGCAGUGGCAGGCAAAUUGCUAAAGGUCGUAGCUACUGGGAAAGAGGCAUCAAAGGAGAAGUCUGGCAGUGAGGAUGUGGCAGGGAAUUUGCUGAAGAUGGAAACCAGUAGGAAGGCAGUGGAGGGAAAGACACCUACAGAGGAAACCAUCUGUGGAUUCAUUGAGCAAGGAAAAUUUUCUGAAGCUUGUGAUCAUAUUUAUCAUCUGGAGCAUUCUGGAAAUGGUGAUGUGGGAAAGUCUGAGUCACUUUAUAUGCUACUGGCUGAACAGAUGUGGACUGUGGUGGGAGAAGUACUCAGUGGAAGUGGUAGGAUGCUCCUGGAGCCAUUGCAGUCAGUGGGGGAAUCACUGAAAUGGGAGAAACGGAAGGAAGCAGAGUGGUUUGGCAGUGGCCAAGAGAUGGAGUCUGUUUCCACCUGGAGUCCAAACUUCUGGAGGAAAGAUCUGGAGGAAAAACUACUACAGUACAUUACAGCCCAGAUUCCCCCAUCUGAUUCUUCUAGUAACACAGAUGAGAAUGCACUAAACUUGCAUCUGAGUCAGCUGGAAAUGACAUUUCUUCCCAACUUGGAGCACAGAAGUCAUGUCUUCAAAGAGGCAGGGCUGCUUGACACUUACACCUACUGCUGUCUUGCCUCUUUGUCUUCUCAUCUUUCCACACUUACUGAAAAUAACCAUUUCAGCUUCAGACAAUGUCUUUUACUUUAUGAAUGGUGCCUUAAAAUGCAUAAAAGUGGCAGUGAGAUAUUUCUGAGACCCAGGCAGACUCCUCAGCACAGCCUUUCCCUUGGCACACAAUGUCUCGCGUGGAUUAUUUUGAAGACUGAGGAAAAAUUACUUGCAGUCACUCGGAAGGAAGUAGGGGAAGCCCUGAAAGAAGCCUUUGAUAUUGGGAAGCCCCCUUGUGCAGAUGCUGCAGUCAUUCAGAUACUAACAGAGAAGAAGGAGGCUGCCUGUCAUGUCUGUGAGAACCUGAGCGAGAAGGUGGAAGCUGUAUGCCUGGAAGAGUGUCUGAGAUUCCUGGAGAGCUAUGAAAAUGAAGUAAGAAGCUUUCUCCAGCUUGAUGUCUGCCCAGGGAUCUGCAGUAGCUUACGAAUCCUGGAGAACUGCUGCAUUCUCAGGACUGUCUGGCACAAGCUAACAUACAUUUGCAGUGCCAGUACUAGUCAGGAUGUUAAGGUAAAUGGAUUUCUAGACAGGAUGGAAGAUGAGAUUAUGGAGCAUUUUCUGCAGAAAGUCACUUCUAAAGUCAAGAGAACGCUGAAGGAGCACUUCAAACAGUGUGACAGUGGUUUUCACCACAUCCUUGAAUCCUUAAGGCAAAGCUUUCUGGCAUUUGGCAAGAAAAAAACAGACACAUAUGAGGCCCUUGUCAAGGCUGUCAAUGCCACCAUUAUUACAGAAUACGUUCAGUUCCUCCUGACCACUUCCAGGAAACCAUCUUCUGUGCAGAGGAGGAGGAUUGUCAGCAAGUUAGAAGAAGAUCAUAGGAUGCUGCAAACCAUCUUUGAAGAGUGUUUAGGUCCUGCAGCCGGUCCCUACAAGGGCCCUAUAAAAGCAAUUUUAGAACUUAUUCAAACUUCUGAUGCUGAGGGUAUGAAAAUAGCCCUUCUGCCCAUUCUCAAAGAAUUUCCUGGUCUAAGGAAGGAACAACUGAGUACAGUGCUGGACAUGAAAGACUCGCUCAGACGAGAAGACAGAGCUGCUCUCUUGAAGGCAUUUCAUGACUGCAGGGAAUCAGAAACAGAAACAGACUUGCUUUUUGCAGAUAUAGAAGUAAAACCUAGAAAAUAUGGACUCUGUUGCUGCCUCUGCUGUUAGCAAAGGCCUGCAGUGAGAAUCAUGAGGUCUUGCUCCCACAUGGCAGCACGUGCAAUCAUGGCUCCUUGGAAGCUUCAGGGACCCAUGCAACCAGAUUCAUGAAGAAGCCUGACAGCUAUGGAAGACACAAUUCUUACACUUAUGAAGAAAAUCAUGUUGCCCAAAUCCUAAUCCUCUGUGCAAAGUCCAGGCAGGAGAUGAAUGAGAUAUGGCAGAAAGGCAUUCAGACUUUCCUAGAGAUUGUUACUUACCUGAGUCCUGGUGGUUAUUCCUAGGAUGUGGCAUGGUGGUGUGUGGAGAACAAGGCAGGUUGCCCCUCACCAAAUUUGUGUCUGUUAACAUCCUUUCAUGCAGUCUCACAUGAAACCAAGGACUGCUGCACCACAUGGUGCCCUGGCAGAUGACAUGGCAUUGUAACCUCCUCCAGAGACCCAGGACUCUCCAUCAUGGAAUUCUGCCUAGCCCAUGGUGCCAGCAGUGAUGUGAAUUUGAACACCUGGAUUCACUCCCUGAAGC